Messenger RNA from Coffea arabica (coffee), 1314 nucleotides. Its product is annotated as replication protein A 70 kDa DNA-binding subunit B-like. The record is from RefSeq and is a predicted model, not a curated record. Lineage: Eukaryota; Viridiplantae; Streptophyta; Magnoliopsida; Gentianales; Rubiaceae.
AUGCUUCUCACUUUAUGGAAUGAGUUCCAAGAGUAUGAAGGCAAUAUCCUUGUAAACACCAUUGCAACUGCUCCUAUGAUCUUUGCUAUGAGAGUGAAAGUCUCUACUUUCAACAGUUUAUCAUUAACAACAAUAGGACUAUCAUGCAUUCUCAUCAAUCCACCAGUCCAUGACGAAUUGCCACGUCGUGAAUGGUAUAGCAUCCAUAAAGAUGAAGUUAAGAUUUUAUUGGAAGCAAAAGCAUAUAAAGAUCCAGAAUUUCUGCUUCCACCACCAAACCAAGAGGACAUCAAGACCAUUCAUGAUGCUUUAAUCUCAUUCGGAACACAAAAAACAGCAUGGAUAAGCGGUACAGUGCAAUUAUCAUUUGGCCAAACUCGCUUCUGGUACACUGCAUGCUCAAAUUGUUUGAAAACUGUUGAAGCAGAUACAGAUUGGAUCAUAAAAUGUUCAUCAUGCAGACAAGAAGCCGAAGUGGAACUAAGGUGUCGCAUUGGAAUAACACUGACCGAUCCAACUGCAAGCAUUCAAUGCUUAAUAUCUGGAAAAGAAGCUGAAAGACUGAUACAAUUGACUGCUACGGAGGUUAAGGAUGCAGAGGCACAUGGAAUAACAAUGAACCAAGAACUUUCUGCCAUCAUGAAAAAGUACAGGUUGAUCUGUUUUAUCAAAACAUAUGAGACAACUUUUCAAGGACAACUUCAAAGAAGAAAUGCAAUCAUCAAAGCCUACCCAACAGCUGAAGUCCCCAACAUAUCAUUGGCUCUAUUAGAUUCACCAACAACUCUCCAAGCUUCAGAAACUGGAACAACAUCAAACACCAAGCAAAAAAAGGUCGCAGAACAACAAACGUUCACACCAACAGCCAAGUUGCUCCUUCAAGAAAUAGCCGAAUCCACUGCUACUAAAAAAAGCUUCAUCACUAAAUCAACAACUGCUGCAACAACCAGUCACAAACUGCUUGAAGACACUGCUACCUCAGCUUCACCAAAUACCACCCCAAUCGACGAAACUGCUGCCAGCCCAACAAAGAAACCAAAACAGGAAGGAAAAGGGAAUUGAACACUCCCCAACCCGUACUAAAACCUUUUGAUAUUGCUAGAGAAGAGCUUAGCAGGUCUAUCGUGCCUAAAUUGUAGUUUUAGAAUCCAUUGCUCCAAUAUUUUUUGAUAGAGCAAUGCAUUCUAAUACUUAGAAUUACUACACCCUCCCUCACCUGCUAACGACUCCUAUUACCAGAACCAUAAACCUAUAAAGCCUAGGUUCAUGACUUUGUCAGGCUGAAAAUCCAGUAUUAGAAUGCAUUGCUCCAAU